Messenger RNA from Mixia osmundae IAM 14324, 2598 nucleotides. RefSeq lists its product as uncharacterized. The transcript is spliced from 3 exons. Bases 77 to 2443 code for a protein of 788 amino acids. Gene Ontology annotation, molecular function: chloride channel activity. Gene Ontology annotation, biological process: chloride transmembrane transport. The record is from RefSeq and is a predicted model, not a curated record. Lineage: Eukaryota; Fungi; Basidiomycota; Mixiomycetes; Mixiales; Mixiaceae. Gene Ontology annotation, cellular component: cortical endoplasmic reticulum.
CGACGUCAUCGCCGCUCUUCCAGCAAGCCCGCAGCAUCCAAGUCUCAGCAGCUCAGCUCGAGCUUGGCUUGGUUCGAUGGCGGCGCAAGAGUCGCAUAGGCCGGAGAGGAUGACUCAGCCGGUCAACACGCUCGACGUCCCUGCUAUCAAGGGGGGAUCAUCCCUGCCCCCUCGGACGAGCUCGACAGGCGAGCAGACCAUCAAUGUUGAUUACGUGCUCGUGUACGACUAUGCGAGCAAGCCGAAAUCAGCUCGUGACGAUGUUGCAGCCAACUAUCGGUUUGUCGUGUCGAAACUCAAAGAAGCUGGCUUGCACGUAACGAGUCGAUUGGGUGCACCCAAAUCUGACCAGAUCCUCAUCUUCGUACGAUGUCCGGACGAGCUGAUGCUCAAAGAGCUCAAGCAAGAGCGACUCGAUGAUUGGCUGCACGGUAUAUCGAGUACCAAGCAACCCGAUCCCAAAUCGGAGCGGGAUUUCAUCUCUGAUCCCGUCUCAGAGGGCGAGCGACUUCGACAUGUCUACACCCUCAUCACGGGCUACGAUGACGAAUCGGUCAAUUCAUCUCAAGCCACGCGCUCGAAUCGCAAGGCAGGUAUCACGCCCGGUACCGGUCAUUACACUCGUGUCAAAGCCAUCUUUCCGCCUCACAAUCCCAAAUUCAACAAGGACUGGCUACAACGCUGGACCUCUUGGUCUCAUGUGGUCAGCAUACCCGCCGAAGAGCUCGACAGAGUCAAGGAUCACUUUGGUGAAGAUAUUGCGCUUUAUUUUGAGUUCCUGCGCUACUACUUCACCAGACUCGUCGUGCCGUCCGCCCUUGGAACGGCGGUCUAUCUUGCCAAAUGGGAGUACCAUCCUGUCUAUUCCAUCGUACUCAUACUCUGGGCCAUUAUCUUUGUCGAAGGCUGGACGAUGCGAGAAAAAGUCUUGUCCGUACGCUGGCAGACCCAUGCGCUUUCGACCAAAGGAGGCAGACGGCGAGCACAGUUCAAGCCUGCUACUCUGCGCACCUCGCCUGUGACCGGUCUUCAGGAGCCCUUCUUUCCCUGGUACAAUAGAGAGGGAAGGAUCCUUGCAACCGUGCCUGCCUUGGCAGUCUUUUCUGCUCUGCUAUCUGGCUUGAUCUGUAUCAUCUACACUGCCGAGGUCCUCAUCAACGAGGUUUACGAUGGACCCGGCAAGAAGGCGUUCAGCUUGAUACCCACCAUCGCAUUCGCUGGACUGGUACCCCAAGUCGUCGCGCUCUGGACCAAGGUCGCUGGAAGGUUGACAAACUGGGAGAAUCACGAGCACGAGAAUCAUCACUACCAGUCUCUGACGCUCAAGACUUUUGCACUCAAUGCGCUGGUCUCUUUCGGCGCCUUGACCUUCACAGGCUACAUCUAUGUUCCUUUUGGGCGACUCGUCAUCCCACAAGCUCUCAGUUUGCUCGCAAACAAGGGCUUGAUCGAUGCCAACCAUGCUGCUUCGCCUAAAUUUGACAUCAACAGUAACAAGCUACGCAAUACGCUUAUCGCUUUGACGACGACGUCACAGGCCGUCGGAGCCUUCACAGAGAUUGGUCUGCCGAUGUUGCUCAGACUGCUCUCAAGCAAGACGGAGCUUUACAGAAGCACCAACCCCAAGUCGAGUCCGUCUGAUGAUCCAGAAGAGCAUGCUUUCCUCGAGCGUAUCCGUCAUGAAGCUGCUCUGCCCGAUUAUAGCUUGUUCGUCGAGUACGCAGAGAUGGUAGUACAAUUUGGUUACACCGUCCUUUUCUCUGUCGUCUGGCCUAUCGCACCUGUGACAGCGUUCGUCAACAACUUCUUCGAACUAAGAUCAGAUACCUUCAAGCUGUGCUCCAACUCUCGCAGACCGGUGCCCACGCGAACAGAUACUAUCGGACCCUGGCUCCGCGCGCUGUCUGUUCUCGUCUGGCUUGGCGCAAUGACGAAUGCUUCUCUCAUCUACAUGUACGCCCCUGGCGCAUCUCAUCGACCUGGCUUCCUCUCCGGCCCACCGGUCGAGACCAUCAUUUCCGCCGCAGAGAACAUCACAGGCACGGCUCUGACGCACAAAUCGAUCCAUGGCAAUUUUGCGACGACUCAUGUCCACUAUGCAGCUACAGCUCCAGAUCCCCUGUCUGCACUCAAGUCGACGCUCUUCUCGGCCUUACUCGUUGCACUUGCUUGCGAGCAUCUCUUCUUGUUCGUCAAGGAGAUCAUCCGACACGUCGUCACCCGCAUAUUGUGGUUCAGCAGUAAAGAAGAGGCAGCGCUCCAACGGGCUGAUUAUGUUCUUAAGAAGACUUAUCUCGAGACACUCGAUCUCAACCCUAAAGAGAUCGACCGAAGCCAGCUCGAGGAAAGCGGCGCCAAGUUGAGCAGCGCCCACGCAGGCACCUUUUGGUCCAAACACGAUCCUGCUGUCGAUAUCAUCAAUAGCGCGAGCAAGACAGACUAGACUCGCAGGGUCAAGCUCAAUCUCUUGUUCCAAGCGCCACUUUUGAUGAUCUUGUUGUACAACAUUCCAGCCAUGCGCAGUACGAAUUCAAUUGAGCGUCGCCCACGUUUGGCGGGGAGGUUUACGAUCAGUGAUGCACAUUUUGACUUCAGCCA